AUUAGAAUAAAUAAAUAGUAGUAAUAGUAAAUGGAAGAUAGAGAACUUUUAUUUUUUAAAGUUUUUAAAAAUUUAGUUCUUGUUAGAAAAAUAUUUUCUUUUGUUCAAGAUACAGGAUUCAAAUAUUCAGAAAUUAAAGAAACAAGUUUUAUAAUUAAAAAUCAUCAUUAUGGGCUUAUUAAAGACAAGUUACAUCACCCAUCAGGUUUAGUUAUAGAUUCAGCUUACCACUUUGAGUGUAUCAGUCAUAUCGAUGAUUUAGAAACUUUCAAAAUUUAUGUUCAAAAAACAAAAGAAAUAUAUCCUUCGGAAAAAGAUCAUGCCUUUGUUGACUUUUGCGCAAAUAGUAACAAAAUAGAGUUUAUAGAUUAUUUGAGAGCUAAUGGUCCAUAUGAAUCAUUAAAUCCAUUUUUUUAUGCCUGUAAAUCUGGUUCUUUAGAGUGUGUAAAAUAUAUCGAUUAUUUAUUUCCAUCAAUAGAGUGUGCAGAUAGUUCGUUCGAUAUUGCUUGUGAAGGAGGACACCUUCAGAUAGUAGAGUUUAUACUGGCUGAAAAGCCUAGAGCAGUUAGACUCUACGGUAAAGAGGCUUUGAGCAAUGCUAUUAAAGGUGGCUUUUUAGAUAUCAUCAAGCUAUUAGAAAAAGAGAGAUUUUUAUUAUCACAUUCAGAUAGUUCAAUAAAUAUAGCAGCAAGAAAAGGUUUUUUCGAUGUAAUCAAGCACUUAGCAAAUAGAAAUUAUGCCGGUUUCUCACAUUUAACUGUGGAUGCAGCUGCAAUGGGAGGUCAUUUAGAAAUUGUAAAGUAUUUAAUUGGUUUGGGGUAUAAUGCCACCAGAAUUGGUCUUACAAUUGCCACAAAAAACAACCAUGUAGAUGUUUGCAAAUAUUUGGUACGAAUUGGAACAACUUACGACGAAAAUUGCAUUAGAAAUGCUAUAUUGAAUGGUAAUUUAGAAUUGGUAAAGUUCUUUAAAAGUAGUCUUUCAGUUUUUAAUUGUAGUUCAUCAACAUUCGACAACGUCUGCUGUAAAGGUAAUUUAGAAAUGAUAAAGUAUUUAACAUCUCUCAAUGUUCCUGCUUCUUUUAGGGCAUAUGAAAUGGCCUCGUCCAAUGGUCAUUUGGAUAUAAUAAAAUUCCUUCAUAUAAACAAACCCGAGAUCGAAAUACCCGAAUCUGCCGCUAAAUAUGCCGUAUAUUUCAACCAUCAAAAUGUACUUUUAUUUUUAUUACAAAAUUUUAAACAAUUCAAAAAAGAUUCAAUUUUAUCAUAUGCAAAAAAUAUUAAAAAUAUUAAAAUUGUUGAAUUAAUUGAAAAUUAUAAUUUUUAA
Messenger RNA from Dictyostelium purpureum, 1326 nucleotides. RefSeq lists its product as uncharacterized. The record is from RefSeq and is a predicted model, not a curated record. NCBI's taxonomy places the organism in Eukaryota, Evosea, Eumycetozoa, Dictyosteliales, Dictyosteliaceae. The transcript has a single exon. Gene Ontology annotation, molecular function: protein binding. The coding region runs from base 31 to 1326 and encodes 431 amino acids.